This is a messenger RNA of Glycine soja, 2585 nucleotides long. RefSeq lists its product as uncharacterized. NCBI's taxonomy places the organism in Eukaryota, Viridiplantae, Streptophyta, Magnoliopsida, Fabales, Fabaceae. Bases 323 to 2302 code for a protein of 659 amino acids. The record is from RefSeq and is a predicted model, not a curated record. The transcript is spliced from 3 exons.
AGCCAAGACAAGGAUGCUGGGGAUAAGAACUCAACGACAGUGGACCCAAUUAAGAAGGAACUGCUGAGGUGGCUAAAAUUUUGGGAACACUUAAACUGAGGUAACUUCGUUCAGGAAACGGGCAUAGAAGAAGACACAGAAACGGAAACAUUGUCAACUCUGAAAAAAGAAGAAAAAAAGGAAGCACUUCAGGCUUCAGCACUUGAAUCAAAUUGUUAAGGGGAGGCAGAGAGAGAAAGAGAGAUCUGAAAAAAAGAAAUAAAAAAUGGAUUUUUUUGAAAUUUGAACAAAAUGGGUUCAAGAGAGAGAGAGUGUGUGUGAAAUGGAUAGGAGAGAAAAAAGUUUAGAGGGAGGGGACAAAAGGGGUUGUGGAUUAAUGGUGGAAAAGUUGAGGGAAGGGGUUUCGGUGGGGAAAAAGGGAGGGCCUAGUACUCCACCACCCACAUGGAGACUUGAGCAAAAUGGUGGUGAUAAGGUUCAAGAGUUUCUUAACUUUUCCACUUCAACUCUUUCUGCUAGAAAGCUCUGUGCCAACCUCUGGGAAGUUCUGCCCCACCACCAACAGCAACAACAACACACCCCACUUGUCAAAAUGAACAAGCUUGGCACCACCCUCCGCCGCCGCCGGAGCCACCGUAACCGCCGCCGCCGGAGCCAACACCCUAUGGACACUGGCUCUGAAGUGAACAACAACAGCCAAUUAGCUGAGCCUCCAGGCACCCCUUCUGAUUCUGAUCAGCUGGCAUCAUCUGCUAGUAGCUCGAGGAGGCAUGUUGCAGCAUCACCUGUUCAGCACCGUGGAUCAGUGGAAAGAAAUGGCUGUGCUCUACAGCCUGUAUCCCCUGCCUGCUACAGUAGCUCAGAGGAAGUGACUUCAUAUAAAUGUACAGUAACCCCCACAAGUUCCGUAGACUUCAAAGGUAGAAUUGGAGAGUCAAGUUACAAUCUUAAAACGUCCAAAGAAUUACUUAAGGUACUCAACCGUAUUUGGAACCUUGAAGAACAGCAGGCAUCAAAUAUAUCAGUAGUGAAAACCUUAAAAAUGGAACUAGAUCGCUCUCGGGCACAGAUAAAGGAGUUACUACGAGAGAAGCAAAUGAAUAGGCAUGAAGUAGAGAACUUGAUAAAGGAAAUUACAGUUGACAAACUUAUUAGGAAGAACAAAGAACAUGGUAGAAUUAAAGCUGCAGUUCAAUCAAUCAGGGAAGAGCUAGAAGAUGAGAGGAGGCUACGUCAGCAUUCAGAAAGCCUCCAUCGGAAGCUGGCUAGGGAGCUUUCUGAAGUGAAGUCUUCCUUCUCUGGUUGUUUGAGAAAUCUUGAAAGAGAGAGAAAAGCACGAAUCCUCUUGGAGAAUUUGUGUGAUGAGUUUGCCAAAGGAAUAAGAGACUAUGAACAAGAGGUACAUUCUCUUAGGCGGAGUUCUGAGAAGGGUCAGGGUCAGGUUAAAGGGAAUGAUAGCCUUGAUAGGCUAAUACUUCACAUUUCAGAAGCUUGGCUUGAUGAGCGCAUGCAGAUGAAGCUAGCUCAAUCUGACGGUGGUCUCAUAGAGAGAAAUUCAAUUGUUGACAAGUUAGGUUUUGAUAUUGAAACAUUUCUUCAUGCCAAACGAUCAGUUGAUUUGAAAAAAUAUGGAUACUCCUCCCCAAAGGAGCUCAAGGAAAUUCACCCUUGUCAGCAGUCAUUGGAUUCCUUCCCACUAAAAGAGGCUGGAAGUGCACCUCAAAAUAUGGCUCAGGAAGAUUCCAUUGACACCAACUUUUUUGAGCCAAAAAUGGCUAAUGGUGAAGGACUCCAAAAUAUCAGCUCCAGACUGCAAGCAAACAUGAGCAGGAACAUAUCAUAUGAUGAUAAUGAGAGGUUUUUUGCUGAUAGGAAAUCGAGCGAAAUGGGAGAAGACAACACAGCUCUACUAAAUGAAGAGACCAGACAUGAUCCACAAGAGAGUGAUAUACCCUGGAUCCUGAGAAUGAGCUCAAGUCACAGGCCAGAUAUCCUGGUUGCAAACAGUUCGAUGUCAUCAGAAGGUGAUAAAGUUUAUCCCGAGAGUAUUUGCAAGGAAGAUUCUUGUGUUAAGUCUGCAGUUACAGCUAAUGGUAGUCCUGCAAGACUGUGGAAAUCAAAGUUGUCUGCUUCGGAUUUUGACAAAUCUGAGUCUUCUACCAAAUUGCCCAAGGGAGUAAAGGAAAACACACUGAUGGCAAAACUCCUUGAAGCGAGAUUAGAGGCACAGAAAUCUCGCUCUAGAGCCAGUAAAAGCACUUCUGGAUCAACUAGAGAAGCUUAUAAUGAGAAUAUGGAAUAGUACUGUAGGAUCUUUCAUCAAAUUCUAGUAACCAUUUUGUACACAUGAAUCUUUUAGCUAUUUACAUGGUUGGAUGGAAAUCAGAGUUGUAUCCAUUAUGUAAAAGAUGUUUGAAGUCACUAGUGAUCUGGGGUAUGUAGAAUUGACCUUAUUUUCCAAAAAUCCACUAGCUAUAUAGCCCGGAAUCAUGACAUUGAAUCACAAUCCCAUGUGUAGAAAAUCUGAGAUCAUAAAUUUUUGUGACCUUUUCGACGACAUAACCAUCUUAAAAUGUGACCUUUUC